This is a messenger RNA of Xyrichtys novacula (pearly razorfish), 4642 nucleotides long. NCBI's taxonomy places the organism in Eukaryota, Metazoa, Chordata, Actinopteri, Labriformes, Labridae. The record is from the annotation of a GenBank genome assembly.
AUGUCUGAUAUAAGCCGAGGCUGCAAGAGAGCGAGCAACUGCACUGUGGUGACAUCCUGGAUCAUCGCCAUGUAAGCUCUUCUGCAGUUCAUUUUUCAGACAUGUUAAAUGUGUCCCAUCAACGCCUUACCCUGAAUUUCAGACAAGCACAAGAGCUGAAGGUCCCGGUGGAGGGUGUCUAUAGAACUCUUGCGAUCCACAGUGGAAUGUAAAGAAACUGGUGGAAAUUGACACAUUAACUUGAAUGGCUAUGAUCAGCGGAAACAGCCUUCUCCUAGACAUUCUGGAUGUGGUGGAAAUUCGGGGGUUACUCUUUGAUCUCAGUUUGACCACGGCUCUCUGUGCUUCUGUCUUUCAGAUCUGCUGAGGUGAAGCUGCUGCAGUACCAGGAGACACCCAGCAGAGGACCGACAGCAUGCAGAGGAGAGAUGAACUGUUUGUCUGUGUGCUUUAUAAGUGGGAAUAAAUUAUUCAAACUGAACCUGUGUUUGUUUUUCUUUCUGAUCUUUAGCAACCAUUCCUGAAAGUCUCUGCAGCCUUUAUUCAUAGGUUAUUUAUUUUACAGAAAUAUUUCAAAUAAAUUGACAACCCCACUUGAUAUACCCUGUAAAGAGCCCAGCAGAUUCCUGAGUGAUUGAUUAACCUCCCUUCAGCCUUCCUCCCUGCUUGUCUUGCCUCAGUGACCAUGCUCUGAAUUCAGUCCAGUCACAGUUAAGGGUGCAGGUGCAAUGUUUCCACUGCAGGAUCACACUUGUAUCCUGAGAGUUGGCUGUCAUCUCUGGAGGAGGUCCAGCCUGGAGGGAGGAGGCAAAGUGAUACGAAAAACAUCUAAAGACACAAGAGGAGGUCUAAUGUGGGUCAGUUUGAUUCAUCUGACCUGAGCCGUACCUCUUAAGUUAGGAAACGGGUCCAAUUGUUGUCAAAUUUUAAUUUUCUGUACUUUAAACCGACACUCGCUUAACUCAUCCAUUUACCACCUGUCCCCUCAUCUGUAAGUCGACCCGAGGAAGAAGGAAAGGCACCCAGAGAGAGGAGGUGAAGUACAGAGUGGUGUCCACACUCCCAGCUCCAACCAUGCAUCAUUAAUGUUCAUGCAUCAUUGAUGGCGUCCGCUGCAGGUGGAGCGGUACAAUCCCCUCUCCAUUCACCCCCCCAGGGGCCUGCACCUGAAGACACACAUGAUCCAGCUCAGGGAGCGCUCCGUAUCCGCCGUCAGAGUCGAUAAAACAAGGGGCUGUUGAUGCACCUGCAGUCGGACGGCAUUUCCAGGCGGUUCCUCCUCCGGCUGUGACUCAAACUCAGACACAGAUGAGUUGUCCCAGUGGAGCGGUGCCCUCGACUAUAACGCUGGGUUUGGACCUGAGUGGACCAUGGCAGCAGAGAUCCACUCAGAUGUACCCACUCACCAGCUCAGAGAACCCUCCAUUCCCCGGAGGAGGAGGAGGAGGAGGAGGAGGAGGCCGCGGGAGCCACACUCCUCUGAGGCUGCCAGCGCUGGUAACUACGACUAAAGGACCUCGUGAGAGAGGCAGGAUGACUCGUCUCAGGUGAGCUCAAAGAUCUGUUUCUGCAGAGCUUUAAUCAUCGUCUUUUAAGUUCAUAUGUAAAGAACUUAACCUCCUGGCUUUGUCUUUAAUCAUUAAACGUUGAGAUUCAGCCCAACCGUACAAAGAGCAAACCUGUGGAGAUUAAAAUCUGUUAUUUUUGAAACUGAGUGAAUUUUUAAAUUGCAGGAAAGUUACAGUUUCUCCAUGCAAGGUUUUCUUUUUUAUCCACCUGUCCACGAUGGAGUUACAUGCAGCCUCUUUUUUGUUUGUCGACUGAUUCGCUCUAAAAAUUUCGUAUUUUAACUCCAGUCUCUUCUCAGCUGGUCUCACUCUGGGACCCUAAUUUUCCCAUGGUCCUUAAGUCAGACCCACUUUUAUACAAUUCAAACCAAGCAAAUUUAUUUUUUAUAAAAAAAUCUUCUAAGUAGCUAUGAUAAAAAAAGGCAGAAUAUAUAUUUAACAUAAAUACACUUGUUUUAUUGAGUAAAAUGCCUUUCAGAGCACAUGAACUGAAGACGACAACUACUGAAGUUGCAUGUACAGAAAAUUUCAAAUUGCACAAAAUGGAGACCAACAAAAUUAAAAAGUUGACUUAAAUGCAUUUCAAGAUAAGCUAUUUUUCAAAACAAAAGGAAUGUUAAACAUCAGAUGCACAUUGAAUAUUUACCUUUUGACCAGCUGUUUGUGACCCAUCCAGAACGUGUCCGUGACCCACUUUUGGGUCGGGACCCACCAGUUGAGAACCACAGGCAUAAAGGAUACUCCCUUUAAUUUAUGAUUUAUCCACUGAUUUACCACACUUCAUCCUGUAAAUCCUCAUGUCUCAUAUUCUUUGUCUGUUACAUGGAUUUUGGAGUUCUUGCCCAGUUUCAGAACGAUUCCCAACAAUUCAAGCUCUGAAAAUGAUCCGACUGUAAGAAGGAAGAGUUGAUCAUCUUUACUUAGAAGAAAAAACAGUAAAAUUUCUUUUACAAGGAUGUUAUGAAGGAAGUUCACCUGUUCGUUGUGUCUAAUUUGUGUUUGAAAAUACAAAACUUGCUCAUUUUGAAGGUAAAACAGGCGGAUCAGUGAGUGUGAAAGUGAUGAAGAGCAGCAGCAUGUCAUGGUGACUGAGUGGCCUUUAUUACACAUCCGUCUGCAUCAUCACCGUGUAUUAUAAUGUGAUUAAUCGCCUUUAUGUCAUCUCCCAUCUCUGAUGUCUGCGCUAUUCAUUUCAGCAGAAGUGCCUGUCACAGUGCCGGUUCAACGCCUGACUGGAAUUACAGUGUGAUUGUUUCCUCUCUUUAUUUGAUAGCAUAAAGUAGGCCGCUUCACAGCUCCCCACCCCGGGGUUUGCUUUGAGUACAGGAGGCCAGGGAACAGCGUGUCAUAAAUCUCAGGUGUGGAAGCUGAUCCGUUGCCACCCACAGCGGCUUUACUCAGAGGGGGGAGAAACCUGAGCGAGGCCACACAUUGACACGCUUUAAGCUCUAAAAAGCACGCACGAACACACGUCCAUCACUGUCACAGGGACUAUUUCAUGGCCUCCAGUCACCUACGCAGAGCCGGUUUUGAAUAACCUUAUUCUGAUCUAACUCUGGUUUAAAGGGAUAUUCCAACAUAAAAUUAAUUCAGGGUCAAAACACACCGAGUUAGACACCCCCUCCAGAGAUGAAUGUUGCUGACUGCUUGCUUCUCUAGUUAUACCAACUUUAGUAACGACCGCAGGAUAGUAAUACACAGAGGUCUGAGGAGCCGUAAACAAACCUCAACCAAAACCCAAACGCAAAUCUAAAUAAUAACCUUUCCUCUUAGUUCUUUGCUCGUCUUUUCGCCGUCAUCCUCUGUGCCUAAAUUAUGGGUCCCUGGCAGCUCACUUGCGUUAUGGCUUAUUUUAUUUUAUUUUUUUUGCAUCCUCUUAUUUUCACAGAAAGUAACUUUCUUUUGUAUUUGCAUCAGUAACUUCCGUUGUGGUUUCUUUUUUUUCUGAAAUUCUUUUUUAUUUGCAGCAGUGACGGUUCUCGGCCACUGUAGUAGCAAGACCUCGUGCCAAUCCACCCACUACUACAGCGGGGUGCCGCAGCUCAAGGAAGAACAUUUAUGAUCAUUUCUUCAUGGAAAUACAAUCAGACCGAGACGCUAAGACAGAAGAACUACCUCUUCUGAUUGUGACUUCAAGGAAAUGAUAAAGAAAUGAUCAUAAAUGUUCUUCCUUGAGCUGUGUCACCCCGCUGUAGUCCGUAAUGGACUGGCCUAAGGUCUCGCUACAAACAAGCGGCUGCUGGAAGAGAGUAGGUGAGUUGUGUUUAGUGUCUUUGAGUGCGUGGCUUUGUGUAUUGCUAUCCUGCGGUCGUUACUAAAGUUGGUAUAACUAGAAAAGCAAGUGGUCGGCAACAUUCAUCUCUUGACUGGGUGUCUAACUCGGUGUUACAGUGUGUUUGACCUAAAUUGAUUUUACGCCCUAAUGUCCCUUUAAGCACUCAUGUAAGGGUUAGUUUCUGCAGUGUUUUCUUUAGUUUACUCUUUUUACAAACCCUGUUUUUCUCCACAGCGUCAGUGAGCCGUCCCUCAUCACGUCAAACGAAUAUGUCCACUCAGAGAAAUCCUCCAGCAGUUAUCGCCCCAGUGUUUUACAGAAACGACCUCCACCUCUUGCUCCGUUCUCAAAGUCAUCCAUCCUGCUGUCCUACAAAACCCGCCAGCCCCAUCAGCAGAAGAAAGGGGUCUAUCUCCACUUCUCCAAGGCCAUCCAGCCCAGGUCCAAACCAAGACCUGCGAGGUGCCACUCCCACAAACCGGCCCCGAGCACAGAGCUGAUUCAGGGUGACCCCCGACCUCAGGGGACAUCCCACGGCGCCCUAAUUCAGGGGGAGGUUUUGUCUGUGGUCGGGAAGCCUUGUCCCCUGAGCUGCAGUCAACGCCCCAUACAGAGGACUGUGACAGGACCAGCUCGCACUCAGCUCCACGUGUUUCUGCCGACAGAGGCAGAAGGAGAGGAGGUGGACAGUGAGUCUGUGGAUGAGGGCUUCAUGGACGAGUUGGACAAUAAAAUAACUUCUCUAAAGCUCCAGCAGGGGGCAGCAAAAGCAGUUCCCCUGGAGGAACAACUUUCAUAG